Molecule: messenger RNA, 522 nt
Organism: Vicia villosa (hairy vetch)
Lineage: Eukaryota; Viridiplantae; Streptophyta; Magnoliopsida; Fabales; Fabaceae
Exons: 1
Coding region: 1-522 (173 amino acids)
Source: RefSeq, a predicted model, not a curated record
AUGUCCAUCUUGAACUUGCCUUCCCUCUCUCCUGAUCAAAACGGUACUAUCUCGGAUUUGGCUACUCAAUUGAGGGACUUAAAAGAAGCUUUGGAGAGCUUCAUUCCGAUUAUUUCGGAAAGUGACGUUUUUCAUUGGAAACUUAAUCCCUCCAGUGUUUUCUCGGUUGCAAGCGUGACUAGUUUGGUUUCUAGUGCCAAAGACAAUGCUUGGCCAACCUAUACUAUCAAGUUGUUGGAAACAAUGUGGAAGUCUAAGGUACCGAAAAAGGUCCACAUUUUUUCUUUGAGAUUCUUUAUUGACCGCCUUCCUUUAAAAGAUCUUUUGCUUCAUAGGGGGGUCACUAAUUUCACCUCUCUAGAUUGUGUCAUUUGUUCUAAUCAUCCGGAUCAUCGCUUCACCUAUUCUUUCAUUGUAAUGUUUCGAAAGAGGUGUGGGAGAAGGUCUACAAUUGGUUGGGUGAAGAAGUGGAGUUUAAUUUGGAAGAGUUCAAAAGCUUCGGUUGCAUUCAAGAGAAGGUGA